Messenger RNA from Thlaspi arvense, 1974 nucleotides. NCBI's taxonomy places the organism in Eukaryota, Viridiplantae, Streptophyta, Magnoliopsida, Brassicales, Brassicaceae. The record is from the annotation of a GenBank genome assembly.
UUUCAAUAUUCUCGUACGUUUCCUAUACCUUAUUUAGAAGACAUACGCAUCUACAUACAUAUAUAUAUAAAACCAACUAAAUUUAUUCAUUCCAUUUUAUCAACAAAAAAAAGAGGACAAAAACCCAAAAAAUAAAAAGAAGAGGAAUAAAUUCUGAAAUCAAUGGCGAAGAAGGUGAGGAAGCUUCACGUGAAGGUGAAGCCGGUGAGGCUUGAUGGUUUACCGGCUAUUCCCGGCGACGAAACGGCGGCGAAGAACCUUUCCGCGAUGGUGGAGUUGAAAUGGAAAGGACCCGUAUCCGGUUUCGGAUUGGCGUACGUCCCAUUUUACCGGUCAAACCGACCGGUUAACCAUACGAGCUCUGAACCGAUUGCUUCAGGCAAUAGCUAUGUGGAAUGGGAAGAGGAGUUCGAACGCGUUUGUUGCAUUGUUGGCCCAUGGAACCUUUCGUUCAAAGUCUUCUACGGAGAGACGAUAGACGAAAAAAGCAAAAAAGCUGUGAUCGGAAAAGCCUCGUUGGAUUUAUCAGAAUUAGCGUCGAAGCAUGAAUCGACGGUGGAGAGAAAGCUUCCGAUUAGGUCAAAGGGUUUACUUUUGAAGGAAGCAACUCUUGUGGUCAUCGUGACUUUUUCCGAGGUAAGAACCGAGCCAUACGACUUUGCACAACUCGGUCAGAUCUCGGUUGACUCAGCGAUCCCGAUGAAGAUGUCGAGUCGUCGCGGCGGCAGCGAUUUUGAUUCGUCUUCCUCUCCGGCCACCGCGUCGAGCUCAGGAAGACGCAGCCCGAUUGUCGCAACCGGGUCAUCAUCAAGCCCGGAGAACCAAUCUGAACCGGGUCAAAAAGCGGGUUUUAAUUGGUGGAAGAGACGACGGUUAAGCUUCUCUAUGACCUGGAGAAGAGAACCGAGAGAGGAUGAAGCUAUAACGAAGGUAUCAUCAAAACCGGAGACUGAACCAGAAAAACCGGCGACGCCGGAGGACUUAUCGAUCGAGGCGAAUAAAUGGGUGGUGAAGGAUUUAGCAAGCCGCGAUGGGAAAUCGAAGCUGAGAUCGGAAGUUUACACGGCGUCGAUUGAUCAGAGAAGCGAACAAGCCGGCGGAGAAGCAGCUUGCGCGGCGGUUGCGGUGGUGGUGGCUCAUUGGUUCCAAGCGAAUCCGAUGCUAAUCAAUCCACCAGGAACAGAGUUCGAUUCGCUAAUCACGCAAGGCUCUUCCUUAUGGCAAUCCCUCUGCGACGAAGAAUCGUAUCUGAGAUUGUUCCCGAACAGACAUUUCGAUCUGGAAACGAUCAUCUCCGCCAAUUUACGGCCGAUUAGGUCUUGCACUGAUAAAUCGUUUACAGGGCUUUUCAGCCCGGAGAGAUUCGCAUCGUUGGAGGGUUUAAUGUCGUUUGAUCAGAUCUGGGAUGAAGUUGAGAAAGAAGUAGCGAUAGCUUCUGGGGAAUCUAGGGUUUAUAUCGUUAGCUGGAACGAUCAUUUCUUCGUGGUGAAAGCAGAUUCAGAUGGGUUUUGUGUGAUUGAUUCGUUAGGUGAGAGAUUGUUGGAAGGUUGCAAGCAAGCGUACAUUCUCAAGUUUGAUGAUUCGAGUUUGAUGUAUGAGAAGGAGGGAUCGUCGGAGAAAUUGGUUUGUAAAGGUAAAGAGUGUUGCAGAGAGUAUGCAAAGAGGUUUCUUGCGGCGAUUCCGGUGGCGGAGCUGGCGGCUAAGGAGGAGAAAGGGGAUGUAGUUGAUGUGUCUCUUCUUCAUGAGAAACUUCAGAUUGAUUUGCAUCAUAUUAUGUUGUUGACUGGUGAUUAGAGAUAUAUAUAUAUAUUUUUUUCUGACUAGUUUGGUUUAGUGUAGAUUUUGGUAGGACGGUGAGAUUAGAGAGAGUUAUUUUGUGCAUAUGGUUCGUUCGUUAUUUCUUCAUCUGAGACAAUGUGUUAGGAAAAAUCUAAUAAAAAGUUUAUGUUUGUCUUUGCUUGUGUACUAAAAUCC